GCAGUUUGCCGGCCAAUCUUGCCAGGCACAUUAUCAACAAAUACCUGUGUAGGGACGUCUGUGGCUUGACCGGCGAGGUUCUGUCUUGGAGAUGCUGGUGGGACGCAAUCCCACAGCUUCAUCACCACCAACCCACCAGCGCCAUUGACAUUGGAAAGGGCCGCGUCAUUCUUGCACCUCGCGACACCAAGCAAGGAUGGCUUCCUUUCCGACCGCCGUGCGGUCCAGUCGAAGGCUAGCCUUUGCGAGCCCCCAAAUCCGACACAUUUCCGAUCUCACCAUUACCCGCACCGGCAAGCCCAUCCUCCGCCUACAAGGCGGCCGAUCGUCCCUCGGAGGCCAUACUGCGACGGUAUUUGGCGCAACAGGGCAGCUCGGGCGAUACAUCGUCAACCGGUUAGCACGCCAGGGAUGCCAGGUGGUCAUCCCCUACCGGGAAGAGAUGGCCAAGCGUCAUCUCAAGGUUACGGGGGAUCUCGGCCGUGUCCAUUUCAUCGAAUACGACCUGCGCAAUACCGAGUCCAUCGAGGCGAGCGUCAGGCACUCGGACAUCGUGUACAACCUCAUCGGCCGGAACUACCCCACCAAGAACUUCACCUUGGAGGAUGUCCACAUUGAGGGCACGGAGCGCAUCUGCGAGGCCGUGGCCAAGUACGACGUCGACCGCUACGUUCACGUCUCCUCCUACAACGCCGACCCGAACUCGCCAGCCGAUUUCUUCGCCACCAAGGGCAAGGGGGAGGUUGUCGCGCGAAAUAUCUUCCCCGAGACCACCAUCGUACGGCCAGCGCCCAUCUUCGGCUUCGAGGACAACCUGCUCAUCCGGUUAGCCGGCAUCACCAACCUGUUCACGUCGAACAACAUGCAGGAGAGAUACUGGCCGGUUCAUUCGAUCGACGUGGGUCAGGCCCUCGAGGCCAUGCUAUACGACGACACGACGGCCGGGCAGACGUUCGAGCUGUACGGACCCAAGAACUACUCGACGGCAGAGAUCGCCGAGUUGGUAGACCGAGAAAUCUACAAGAAACGGACGCACAUUAACGUGCCCCGGCCCAUCCUGAAGCCUAUCGCGGGGCUGCUUAACCGGGUGCUCUGGUGGCCAAUCCUGUCGGCAGAAGACGUCGACAGGGAGUUCAUCGACCAGGAGAUCGACGAGACGGCCAAGACGUUUGCCGACCUGAACAUCGAGCCGGGCGAGAUCAGCGAUUACACGUAUCACUACCUGCAAGGAUUCCGCAGUGCGGCUGUAUACGACCUCCCGCCGGCGACGGAGAAGGAGAAGAGGGAGGAUAGAAAGUAUCUGCACGUGCUAGAUGACUUUUAGAGAGAGAGAGAGAGAGAGAGAGAGAGAGAGAGAGAGAGAGGACGAGUGAAACUCGGGCCCAAGCAUUUUACUGUUACUCUUCUCUCCCACUUUUUUUAAUAAUAAAAAAAGAGAGAAAGAAAGGACUCAGGACUCUGAUAACUGCACUGUAUAUACAUAAAUAAUCGUCCCGGAUCAAGCGCCCUGGAGGAGCGUGGCAAGCGGGUAGCUUGCUGAGCUUGGGGUAGUCUUCAGGGGGUGCGGCUCUUUAACUUGAUUUGUCGCAGUGGCCUGUUCCGGUGUUCUGUCCCCCGUCUUGCCCCCUGUGGUUCGUCGAUAGCUGCACGCGUCUUCUGGCUACAGCUCGGGAACCCGAGCGACUCGCUGGCAACUCACUGGUUUUCUA
Durotheca rogersii is the source of this 1709-nucleotide messenger RNA. Its product is annotated as NAD(P)-binding protein. The record is from RefSeq and is a predicted model, not a curated record. Bases 197 to 1324 code for a protein of 375 amino acids. Gene Ontology annotation, molecular function: protein-containing complex binding. Gene Ontology annotation, cellular component: mitochondrion. NCBI's taxonomy places the organism in Eukaryota, Fungi, Ascomycota, Sordariomycetes, Xylariales, Xylariaceae. The transcript has 6 exons.